AUGCGCUGGGCCUGGACGGUGCUCCUGCUGGGGCCGCUGCAGCUCUGCCCGCUGCUCCGCUGCGCGCCGCCCGCCGCGCCGGGCGCCUGGCGCCAGACGAUCCGGUGGGAGAACAACGGGCAGGUGUUCAGCCUGCUGAGCCUCGGCUCGCAGUACCGGCCGCAGCGCCGCCGGGAGCCGGGCGCCGCCGCCGCGCCGCCGCCGCGCACGCCCGUCCUGCUGCUGCGCGACAACCGCACGGCCGCCGCGUCCGGGGCCGCCGCGUCCGGGGCCGCCGCGUCCGGGGCCGCCGCGUCCGGGGCCGCCGCGUCCGGGGCCGCCGCGCCCGCCGCCGCCCGCCCCGGGCUCCAGGCCGGCCGCGCGCCCUCCGGAGCCCGCGGCGCCGCGGAGCCGCGCCCGCCCGCCGGCAGCCCGCGGCCGCCCAGCCACGUGGACCGCAUGGUGGGCGACGACCCGUACAACCCGUACAAGUACUCGGACGACAACCCCUACUACAACUACUACGACACCUACGAGCGCCCGCGGCCCGGCAGCCGCCACCGCCCGGGCUACGGCACCGGCUACUUCCAGUACGGUCUCCCGGACCUGGUGCCCGACCCCUACUACAUCCAAGCCUCGACGUACGUGCAGAAGAUGGCCAUGUACAACCUGCGCUGCGCCGCCGAGGAGAACUGCCUGGCCAGCUCAGCCUACAGGGGAGACGUGAGAGACUAUGAUCACAGGGUGCUGCUACGAUUUCCCCAAAGAGUAAAAAACCAAGGGACAUCUGACUUCCUGCCCAGCCGUCCGAGAUACUCCUGGGAAUGGCACAGUUGUCACCAACACUAUCACAGCAUGGAUGAAUUCAGCCACUAUGACCUGCUGGAUGCCAACACUCAGAGGAGAGUGGCUGAAGGCCACAAAGCCAGUUUCUGCCUUGAGGACACCUCCUGUGACUAUGGUUACCACAGGCGAUUUGCAUGUACCGCACACACACAGGGAUUGAGUCCUGGUUGCUAUGAUACCUAUGCAGCAGACAUAGAUUGCCAGUGGAUUGAUAUCACAGAUGUGCAACCCGGAAACUACAUCCUAAAGGUCAGUGUCAACCCCAGCUAUUUGGUGCCUGAAUCCGACUACAGUAACAACGUUGUCCGCUGCGACAUUCGCUACACAGGACACCAUGCCUACGCCUCAGGCUGCACCAUUUCCCCGUGA
Messenger RNA from Dipodomys spectabilis (banner-tailed kangaroo rat), 1194 nucleotides. RefSeq names its product lysyl oxidase (gene Lox). Bases 1 to 1194 code for a protein of 397 amino acids. Gene Ontology annotation, biological process: peptidyl-lysine oxidation. Lineage: Eukaryota; Metazoa; Chordata; Mammalia; Rodentia; Heteromyidae. Gene Ontology annotation, molecular function: protein-lysine 6-oxidase activity; copper ion binding. The transcript is spliced from 6 exons. The record is from RefSeq and is a predicted model, not a curated record.